Molecule: messenger RNA, 1828 nt
Organism: Owenia fusiformis
Lineage: Eukaryota; Metazoa; Annelida; Polychaeta; Sabellida; Oweniidae
Source: the annotation of a GenBank genome assembly
AUUGAAGAGGUUAAACCUAGAAAACGCACCGGUGAAAGAAAAAAUGUUAGUUUAGCAAAUGACAUUUAUGACCUCUAUUGCUAUAAAAUGGAUUAUACUGAAUCGUUUCCCAGGAACGUCACCUCUCAAGCAAGCCAUAUUCCAGAGUUAAAGAGAAAAGCUCAACCCCCGCCAAAUGCGCUUGAAAUGGGCACGAAUCUUAAGGUUAUUGAAUUAACUGCUGAAGUGGUUGAAAUGCGCAAGCAGUUAAAAGAGAUAAAAAGGGAUCAUCAAGUGGAAAUUGAUAGACUGAAUAUAACGGUAAACAAGUUAAAAAUUGAAUUGGGUCAACACACAUGUAUGUCCCUAAGCCCACGGUACGGAAAAAUGCCAAUUAGUUUGGACUCUGUUUCGGGUAAUAAGCCACUCUCACAGUCAAAUACGCGACCUAGAGCCAAUUCCGAGCCCGUCCAGACGUAUGCUAAUGUAAUAACAAAGAAAUCAGCUGGAAGAGAAACUGCACUUGAAACAAACAAUAACAAACCCGAAAAAAACAAUAACAAUGAAACUGGCUCAAAUACAGAGUGUUCAAAAAAUGACAAACCCAUAGGUCCUAUUUCCUCUUCAAAGUCAUCUGUUAAUGAAACCCAUAAACCUGCUCAAGUACCCAAUGACACGGUUCCCAAUGAUGAUGAAGGGUUCACGCUCGUAGAACGAGGACGGAACCGGAAAGACUCUGUUACAAGAUUUGGUGAAAGGCGACAAGUUAAUCUUCAAUCCUUAGGGCAUUUGAAACAAAGAAGCACAUCUAACGCUAAAACGCUCAUCACAUCCAAAACUCGCACACUUAAAGGAAUCGCGUAUGAAAAAACUCAGACCCUAUAUUUGGAAAAUGUAGGGGUUGAAUAUGGUGACACGGAUAGUGAAAUUGAAGACCUCGUUAGGGAACACAUCAAAUCAAACAUUGGCAUAAACGUCACGAAAAUGUAUGUUGUGCGAAAUAAAUAUUCGACGAUUCGCGUAGGGAUAAAACUCAUAGUUCCCCAAUCUGCAGCCAACAAGGCGAUAGAAUCUGAUGCAUGGCCACAUCCUGUAACGUGCCGUCCGUGGGAAUAUAAACCGAGCUCACGUGGAAAACGCAUCCCUCCCCACAUCACAUACAGGUCAAACAGAUAUCGUGACGAACAGGACCCAAGCUCAUAUGCAUAUGAUGAAGAUUACAUUAACAACGACGAUGCCUACUAUAGUGACAUACGCGACUCUACUAAAAAUUACGAGUCACGAUUACAUAAAUACUCUCUGCGAGCAACAGAGAAUAACUGUUCAUAUUAAUUUUUACAACUCAAGUCAGGUAACAUUUGUGAUGCUUUUUGUCACUUUAGUACUGUUCCUUGUAACACGGUUGUUACGGCCUAUGUUCAUGGCAGGGCCAGAAACACGUAACAUUGUUAUAACGUCUUGGAAUGCAAAUGGGCUCAAUGCCUCGAGCCCAUACCUUUUUAACCUACUGUGCAAAUCUGAUAUACUAUGUUUGAGUGAACAUUGGCUCUACCCUGGUGCCUUAAAUGUAUUAAAUAAAGCCCAUCCAGAUUUCGUAUGCAUUGCUGAAAGUAGCAACUCUCUUGAUCCCUUAAACCAAGGUCACAUUAUUGGGAAUGGAGGAAUUGCUAUUUUCUGGAGACAAUCGCCAGACUUGAAUAUUGUAAAUGUAAAGAAAUUCAGAUGUGAUAGAUACAUAGUCAUUAAGGUUCUGCAGCCUGGCUGUCGCGACUUACACAUAAUUAGUGUUUAUAUGCCUCACGCAAAUUGUAAAAAUGCAAAUUUCCUAGAAGUCUUAGAUAGACUUGAA